AUGGUCCAGGCCACUCACACCAGUGGAAUGGUAAACCUGACCGAGCAUCCCUCCUGGGUGAUCACAUCACGUGCAGAUCAAGUGUCGGAGGGCAGACAGACGCCGGUGGCGGCUCAGCAGGACUCGUGCCCGCGCAGCGUCCUGAUCGACAACAGUCGUCGGCACCGGACCGCGUUCACGCGGGAGCAGCUGUCCCGCCUGGAGCAGGAGUACGGGAAGGAGAGUUACGUGUCCAGACCCCGGCGGUGUGAACUGGCCACGGCGCUCAACCUCCCGGAGACGACGAUAAAGGUGUGGUUUCAGAACAGGAGGAUGAAGGACAAACGUCAGAGACACUCCUUGCCGUGGCCUCACCCUCUGGUCGACCCUCUGGGUGCACUCUUGUUGGGCCGCGCUUCUCCUUCCACCACCUUGCCGUACCCCUACAUCCCGCCCCACCUUCAUCACCUCCCCCUCCACCACUACUCCCCCCUCGCUCUCGCCUCGCCAGCAUCCCCAGCUCACAGUCCCUACUCUGCUCCCAUGAGGUCCCUGGAUGCAUUCCGCCUUUCCCAGUACCACAGCAGGCCAAGGGGACUUCCACAAGCCACGGCAGCCCUCUACCCCUCCGCCAGCAUCGUGCACCAUCCAGCUUCAUGCCCCUGUCCGCUCUGUCGUCACUGGGGACAAGAACAGAUCCUCAAAGCCAGAGGGGAGGCGCUGGGACUGAGCCAGGCUCGGAGUACCAAGGCCAACAUGGAGCCUGCUGGUGUGGAGUGACG
Solea senegalensis (Senegalese sole) is the source of this 761-nucleotide messenger RNA. RefSeq names its product even-skipped-like1 (gene eve1). Gene Ontology annotation, molecular function: DNA-binding transcription factor activity, RNA polymerase II-specific; RNA polymerase II cis-regulatory region sequence-specific DNA binding. NCBI's taxonomy places the organism in Eukaryota, Metazoa, Chordata, Actinopteri, Pleuronectiformes, Soleidae. Gene Ontology annotation, biological process: regulation of transcription by RNA polymerase II. Bases 1 to 759 code for a protein of 252 amino acids. The transcript has 3 exons. The record is from RefSeq and is a predicted model, not a curated record. Gene Ontology annotation, cellular component: nucleus.